Medioppia subpectinata is the source of this 273-nucleotide messenger RNA. Lineage: Eukaryota; Metazoa; Arthropoda; Arachnida; Sarcoptiformes; Oppiidae. The record is from the annotation of a GenBank genome assembly.
CUCCACUAAAAGCAGAUUAACGCCAGAGAAAGAAAAAAAGACUCAGAAAUGGAUUCGCGUUUUAUUCUGGUUGUCCUGUGUUUGUCUUCGCUGGUCAUACUGUCGUCGGUGGACGUGUGUGAGAGUGCCUUCGAGAUGGCCUGUAUGGACAAGUGUCUCAAAGUGAGGCGUUGCAAGAAGUAUGGACUCGUCUCGUUGGACACCGACUGCGACCGUCAGUGCAAGAAGAAGUGCUAUAAGGUGAAAGCCUGAGAAGACAUCCAGUGAUGGCGU